AUGAAACUCUGGGAGCUCUUGUCCAUGCUUUCAAUGGUUUUCACUCUCGCCAUUGCAGGCUCCGUUGACUUCAACAAGGUUGUUCCCAUUGCUCAGCCGUCUCCAUCUACUUCCGCCCAAAAGGCUGCAAUCAAGUUCAAGCCUCGUCUUUCGAUCACUAACGGAUGCGUCUCUUUUCCUGCUGUAAAUUCAGCUGGAGAGACAAGUAGUGGCCUUCAAGAAGGAUAUAGAGGAAGCAGUGGCUGUACCAAUGCUCCAUUAGGCUCGCAAGUCUACGGACGCACUACCUGGUACAACGGCACGUUCGCUAUUUUGUACACUUGGUACUUCCCUAAAGGUUUCUGGAACGAGUACGCUACGAGACGCCACGACUGGGCGAGUGCAGUAGUGUGGAUAGACAACCCCGAGUUGGCAUCGCCCUCGAUAUUGGGACUUUCAGUCUCGACGGCAGAUUGGAAGUUUAAAACUUUCGCGCCUGCGAGCUCUGGUAUCACUGAUGGGACGACGCCCAGACUUGCCCAUGUUCUUAAUGUUGAAAAGGGAUACCCUUAUUUAACGACGACGGAUACUGUGGGCGAUUUUCAAGAGCUUAUUAUGUGGGACCAACUUACGACUGCAGCGAGGACAGCACUAAACACAACAGACUUUGGUGUUGCAAAGGUGCCUGUGAGUGAUGCCGCCUUCGACACGAAGCUGAAGAAGGCGUGGCCGUUCUAA
This is a messenger RNA of Phytophthora nicotianae INRA-310, 717 nucleotides long. RefSeq lists its product as hypothetical. The coding region runs from base 1 to 717 and encodes 238 amino acids. The record is from RefSeq and is a predicted model, not a curated record. NCBI's taxonomy places the organism in Eukaryota, Oomycota, Peronosporomycetes, Peronosporales, Peronosporaceae. The transcript has a single exon.